This is a messenger RNA of Polyodon spathula (Mississippi paddlefish), 3205 nucleotides long. Its product is annotated as fibroblast growth factor receptor substrate 3-like. Bases 338 to 2239 code for a protein of 633 amino acids. Gene Ontology annotation, cellular component: cytoplasm. The record is from RefSeq and is a predicted model, not a curated record. The transcript is spliced from 7 exons. Gene Ontology annotation, biological process: cell surface receptor protein tyrosine kinase signaling pathway. Lineage: Eukaryota; Metazoa; Chordata; Actinopteri; Acipenseriformes; Polyodontidae.
UCAAGCUGAGUCCUGGAUGUGGGGGGAAACAGAACAAGAUCCCCCCCCCCCCCGGUUGUGAUUGCAAAAACAAAAAAAAAAAAAUCAAAUAAAAUGUAACGAUUGCACCACCAAGCGCAGCGGAUGGGAAUCGGGAAUAGCAGCAGCAUCCGGGCUGAGAUGCGAGGGCCCGUUGCAAUGUUGCACAUGUGAAAGAGAGAAAUAAGGUCGCCAUGGAAACGCACUUUAAAUCUAUACGUUCCUGUUCACCAUGACUCCCAGUAGAGGAUUCUGGGAUUGACGCGGGAAUAUUUCCCACUGAUGGCCAGGACUGGGUGCCAGCCGCUCUGCUGAAGCAAUGGGAAGCUGCUAUAGCUGUCUGUACAGAGACACCAUCCCAGACAACCACCCAACCAGAUUCAAGGUGACGAAUGUGGACGAUGAAGGGAACGAGUUGGGCUCCGGCUCCAUGGAGCUCACUCAGACUGAGCUCAUCCUGCACACCCGCAAGCGCGACGCUGUCAGGUGGCCCUACCUCUGCCUGCGCCGCUAUGGCUACGACUCCAACCUCUUCUCCUUCGAGAGCGGCCGUCGCUGCCAGACCGGCCAAGGUAUCUUUGCCUUCAAGUGCACCCGCGCAGAGGAGAUCUUUAAUCUGCUGCAGGAGCUCAUGCAGUGCAACAGCAUCAAUGUGGUGGAGGAGCCUGUCAUCAUCACACGCAACAGCCACCCCCCUGAACUGGUCCUGCCACGCACCCCGCAGACCCCCAACACUCCAGCCUACACUGUCCCCGGAUUCCCGAAUGGAUACCCUGGAUACCCAGUGGGAGGAGACGGCUCCUCACACCCCUCGACACGCCACCCCUCCCUGGGAGAGGACUCCACCCACGGGCUCAUCGGCAUUGAGGACCAGGCCCAUACUUACGUGAACACUGCCAGCGCAGAUGGGGAGAGCCAUGGGCGACACUGUGUCCACUCUCUGCCCGAGGUGCGGCCCAACUCUUACCCGGAGAGCGCCAGGGGGGGUGUAGGGCCUGGGGGUCACCCUGGGGUCCACUGCUGCCCUCUGGAGGAGUGCAACCCCCAAGUGUUCCUGCAGCCCCCCACGGGAGAGGUGAAGUUCGUGCUGGGGCCCACCCCUGCCCAAUGCAGGCUGAUGGAGCGGGAAAGGGAGACCCUGGCCAAGCAGCUGCACGUGCACCACCACACGCACCUGUCCGGCGAGGCGGUGCCGGAACUGGACCCCUCUCCUCUGCCCCACGCUCACCCCCACCACCUGCACCCCUCAUACCACCACCUCCACCCCCACCACCCUCACCACAAUAACAACAACGAGCACAAGGAAGGCUGCCAGAAUGCCAGGCUGACCUACGAGAACAUCAACGGUCUGGGAGGGGGAGGGCUGAGGAGGGGAGGCAGCCUGGGAGGUGCUGGAGGAGGAGGCGGGAGGAUCAAGCUGUUCCCUGGCAGCGUCUCCCUCUCCGGGUGCUCCAGCAGCAGCAGCAGUGGAGGGGAGGGUCCCCACUCCCUGCCUCCCUCCUCCUCCUCCUCCUCCUCGCAAGGGUUCGGCUGCAUGGGGGUCGGCAGUGGCCACCGCAAGAUGGCUCUCCUGAACUACGAGAACCUGCCAUCGCUGCCGCCAGUGUGGGAGUACCGCGCCCUGCAGAGGGAGGAAGAGGAGGAGGAGGAUGAAGAGGAGGAGGACGAGGAGGAAGAGGAGGAGGAGGAUUACGAGGAAGAGGAGUACGACGAGUACUCGGAGGGACCCGGAACGCCUAACGGCUACCAUGAUGACGGCGCCGGGGGCAACGGGAGGGAGGUCAUGCGGAACUAUGUGAACACAGACCGCCUGCCGCAGGGAGGCAGGAGGCCAGUGUGCCCCCCAAGAAGGCCGCACAGACCUGGGGAUUUCCACGGAGGAGGAGGAGGUGGUGGUAAUGGGGUCUUUAGCUUCGAUUUCAGGAGGGCUGACCCAUCCCAGCAGCGGCAGCUCAACUACAUCCAAGUUGAUCUGGAUGGGGAUUCUGAGCGUGGGAUGGGAGGGGGCAUGGGUGCAGGAGGAGGAGGAGGCGGCAACCCCCAGCAGCAGCCCCUGCCUUGUGCUGGCCCCCCGGGCCCCCAGCCCCCCCGUCGCAGCGAGUUCUAUGCCGUUAUCGACCUGAAGAAGACCGCCGCCAUGUCCAGCCUGCAGAGGGCGCUGCCUCGGGAUGACGGGACGUCGCGGAAAACCAGGCAUAACAGCACUGACCUGCCGCUGUGAGGAGCAGGCGGCACAGAGAGGAGAGAGAAAGAGAGUGGAAGGUGGAAGGUGGAAGGUGAAGUGUCCCCCUCUCCAGCCUCUUUGCGAUGGUACGGCAGUAUUCGGACCCCCUUUCCAUCCUCCCUUUACUCAGAAGAGGUUUGACCCAUGUCGAGCAGUGAGCUCUGUGACUUACCUACCUGCAACUGUCGGGCGAAACUACGAAACGUGAUUCGUGGGCAGCUUGACGGAUCCAGCUGAAACUGACAAGUUUAGGUCAGCCUAAUGUAAAAGGAAACUUGCCGAUGUGUGUUUGGCCGGCCGUCUGUUCAGGAUUGACCUGGCUGCUCCGGAUCGAAGCUGGUGGCAUGUUGGCAUGGCCCCCGCAGGGGCAGCUUGGUGCAGGCAGGGCAUUGCCCUCGAGCGAGAGGCGUGCCAGCUGUUGUGUACUGUGUGUGACGCACCUUCCAUCCAGCCUUGUAGCUCUCACAAGAUGCAGCAUCCCCUUUUUACUGCCACUGAUUGUGAGCUCCUGUAGCUCGUUAGCUUGAUUUAACAGUGGGGUGAGGGGAAGGGUUUUUUUGUUUUGUUUUAUAAUGGAGUGAAUAGGAAACACACUCUUUGCCACUCAGAUCCAGGGAAAUGCCCCUCUAUGUAUUUAGCAUGAUAGCUAUUAUUUAUUAUUAUUAUUAUUAUUAUUAUUAUUUAGACAGGCACACACACACAACUGUAAGAUCAUACAUGUACACCAGUAUUGAACCACAGUUCAUGCAUGCAGACAUGCAAACAUAUAUUCUACAUCCUUUUUAGUUGUUUUGUUUUAAUUUGAAAAGUAAAACACAGAAAACAAUUCCACAUCACUUCCAGAAUGCAGGGAAGAUCAGUCCAAGUUAUGAUUAACUUUGUUUUGUGUGGGUGGCGGCUGUUCUGAGAUACAUACUGACAAAAAUCAGACACGGGGUGCUGCAUCGUUACCGUUUGUGACCA